Gekko japonicus is the source of this 1278-nucleotide messenger RNA. RefSeq names its product DNA damage regulated autophagy modulator 1 (gene DRAM1). Lineage: Eukaryota; Metazoa; Chordata; Lepidosauria; Squamata; Gekkonidae. Gene Ontology annotation, biological process: regulation of autophagy. Gene Ontology annotation, cellular component: lysosome. The record is from RefSeq and is a predicted model, not a curated record. The coding region runs from base 336 to 1109 and encodes 257 amino acids. The transcript has 7 exons.
GGUUGGUGUGUGGGUGGGAGGAACGCCUCUCCCCGGGGCAGAUGUGAGCGCGCGUGGGGGAGCCCCAAGAAAUAAGUGGCUGCUGCUGCGCGCUUUUCCCGAAAAAGAGAAGGGACCCUGGGCGGGGAGGACAGCGUUCGCCCCAGUUCCCCUGCGGGGAUAUUGGAGGGUGUGUGUGUGUGUGUGUAUGUUCGUCAGGCAAGGCAACCGCCCGGCGCGUUUUCCCCGAGGCGCCUGCUGCAAGGGCAACUGGUGUGACUUCAAGUGCUUUGUGACUUCACCCCCCGCCAGGCGGCUAACAAGUCCUCCCGCCGCGCCGCCAGUCCGCCGCCCCCAUGCCCAUUGCCGGCGAGAGGCAGCCACUGAUCCCCAAGGGGGGCCGCGGGUGGAUGCCCUGCGCCUUCACGCGGGGAGUGGCCUUCAUCCCGACGCUGCUGGUGUCCUGGUCUUCGGCCGCCUUCAUCAUCUCCUACGUGAUCGCCGUGCUCUGCGGCCAUGUGGAGCCGCUUUUCCCGUAUAUCAGUGACACAGGUGCAAAGCCUCCAGAAAGUGGUAUCUUUGGGUUUAUGAUUAAUGUUUCUGCAUUUCUAGGUGCAGCGACAAUGUAUACAAAAUAUUUAAUUAUAAAGAAGCAGAAUGACGUGACAAAUUUCAUUCCUCCUUAUUUCAAUUUCAUUACGUUAAUUAUUGGUGUGCUGGGUUGUGUUGGAAUGGGCAUCGUUGCAAGUUUUCAGGAGCUAGCGGUACCUGCUGUCCACGACGGAGGAGCCCUUGUGGCUUUUCUAUCUGGCGUUCUGUACAUUAUCCUUCAGACUGUCAUCUCUUACAAGUCACGUCCUCAGUGGAGCACUCUUUGUAUAUGUCACAUACGACUGGCCCUUUCUCUAAUGGCCUUUGUAGCUGCCAUCCCCAUGAUUGCAUGCGCUUCACUAAUUUCCAUAACAAAAAUAGAUUGGAAUCCAGGUGAAAAGGAUUACAUGUAUCAUUUUGUGAGCGCAGUCUGCGAAUGGAUAGUAGCCUUUGGUUUUGUUUUCUACUUCUUAACAUUCAUCAAGGAGUUUCAGAGAGUUACCGUAAGGAUAUCGACAGAAAUGCAUGAUAGCGUUUGACUACAUUUUAUCCAUUAGGAUCAUAGAAGCUGGAACCGGGGGGUUAUUAAACUGUUGCAGGAAAACAGGAGCGGUCAAAGCCGACGCAACGCGGCCCUGCUGCAUCAAUGCUGCAAUUCGCAUAAUCUUAGUCAAGGCAGAGUUUUUUUACCACUGUCCCCUAGUUUUG